Molecule: messenger RNA, 1350 nt
Organism: Penicillium daleae
Lineage: Eukaryota; Fungi; Ascomycota; Eurotiomycetes; Eurotiales; Aspergillaceae
Gene: hmgA
Product: putative homogentisate 1,2-dioxygenase (HmgA)
Exons: 4
Coding region: 1-1350 (449 amino acids)
Biological process (GO): L-phenylalanine catabolic process
Cellular component (GO): cytoplasm
Molecular function (GO): homogentisate 1,2-dioxygenase activity
Source: RefSeq, a predicted model, not a curated record
AUGCCCGUCACCAAGUUCUCCCACCCGGAUCCGUAUACCUACCAGACCGGUUUCGACUCCUACCACGAGUCCGAAGCCAUCGAGGGGGCUCUCCCUGUCGGCCACAACUCGCCGCAAAAGGCUCCGCAUGGUCUGUACGCUGAGAAGCUGUCCGGUACGGCCUUUACUGCACCUCGCCAUGAGAACAAGCAGACAUGGGUGUACCGCAUACUCCCCGCUGCCGCCCAUGCGAACUUUGUCGCUGAAGAUGCCGAUUCCUAUCACACGCGCAUGACCACCGAGACACACAAACUCCACCAUAUCCCCAAUCAGCUGCGGUGGAACCCCUUCGACUUGGAUGAGAAAGUGGACUGGGUUCACGGUCUGCACCUGGUUGCGGGCUCGGGAGACCCAACAUUGAAGCAGGGGUUGGGUAUCUUGCUCUACGCAGCUGGAAAGGAUAUGGGCAAGGAAGCUUUUUACUCUGCAGAUGGCGAUUUCCUGAUCGUGCCUCAGCAUGGUGUUUUGGAUAUCCAGACGGAGCUGGGUCGUAUUAUUCUGCGUCCCAAUGAGAUUGCAGUUAUUCCCCGUGGUGUCCGAUACCGCGUGACUCUCCCCGCCGGUCCUGUGCGAGGCUACAUUUGCGAGCUGUACCAGGGUCAUUAUCAGCUGCCCGAGCUAGGCCCCAUUGGAUCCAAUGGUUUGGCUAAUGCUCGCGACUUCCAGGCCCCCGUCGCAGCCUUUGAUGACGAGGAGGAACCCGCCGAGUAUAAGUUGUACAGCAAGUUUAACAACACCCUAUUCUCCGCCCGCCAGAACCACACUCCCUUCGACGUGGUCGCCUGGCACGGUAACUACUACCCCUACAAGUAUGAUCUGGGCCGAUUCAACACCAUCGGCUCAGUUUCAUUCGACCAUCCUGAUCCAUCCAUCUACACCGUCCUGACCGGUCCCUCCGAUCAUGUCGGUACUGCCAUUGCCGACUUUGUCAUUUUCCCUCCUCGCUGGCUCGUGGCAGAAAACACCUUCCGACCUCCAUGGUAUCACCGCAACACCAUGUCCGAGUUCAUGGGUCUGAUCUAUGGUGGCUACGACGCGAAGACCGGAGGUGGCUUCCAGCCUGCUGGUGCUAGUUUGCAUAACGUGAUGAGUGCUCACGGCCCGGACUCGGAUGCGUUCGAGGGUGCUAGCACUGCUGAGCUGAAACCGAAUAAGGUCGGUGACGGCAGCAUGGCGUUUAUGUUUGAGAGCUCGCUCAUGGUCGGUGUCUCCGAAUGGGGCCUGAAGACCUGCGAGAAGGUGCAGGACGAAUACAACCAGCACAGUUGGGAGCCUUUGAAGCGCCACUUCAAGAACCCUAACAAGGCUUAA